Lasiodiplodia theobromae is the source of this 2643-nucleotide messenger RNA. RefSeq lists its product as uncharacterized. The record is from RefSeq and is a predicted model, not a curated record. Bases 1 to 2643 code for a protein of 880 amino acids. The transcript has a single exon. Lineage: Eukaryota; Fungi; Ascomycota; Dothideomycetes; Botryosphaeriales; Botryosphaeriaceae.
AUGUUCUCCAACAUCUUCAAAGACAAAGACUCGUCACAACACCCAACGUCUGGCCCCAAGAAAGAGGCCUCCCUAGAGACGAUACUUCCUACGCCAGAACUACGCGCUGAGCUCGCCCUCGUUGUGGUCUUGUGCACCGAUGCCAUCCGCAACGACCUCAGUGCCACCUUCCAGGUACCAGCAGCUCUCCAGACUGCCGCAUCAUUCCAUGAUCCUGCAGCCGAAGAAAACCUGAUUGCGCUUGAUGAAAACCAAAGGGCACAUGCGUCGCGUGCUGCCGAACGAGCUGAGCGCGUCGAUAAGAUCAAGAAGGAGCUCGCCGCCGACGAUGUUCAGGACUUGUACCGCGCUGCUCUCAGUUUCUUCAACAACUGGCGUGUGCAAGUCUUAAAGCGCCUAGGUGAAACCCUCAAGGUACAUGGCAGGGAAAUAGCCAUUUUGAAGCAGCAGCGGGAGAGAUCUUUGGCGAAGAAACAAGAGCUAGAUUUGCUGUCCCUUGAUGACAGCCAAACACCUCCUGAUUCCCCUCAUUCUCGCAAACCUAUUCCCACUACCCUCACCCAGCUGCCAGAAGAGUCUCGCACUCUCAUACUGAAUUCUAUCCUGCUUCUUCUCCUUUCUUUGCAGAAUUACCCUGCCCAUUCACGCCUUCUUCUCCUGCAACUCUCCUCCAGUCUUCGCGUGCCUACAGCCACACUCUGCGAACAGGAGACCGCACUCGCCAAAGCUCUUCUCACAUCCGCACGCCAGCUCUCUGCCGAGGAGGAAACGGCCCGCGCUGCAUCCUCGAACGCAACCUCUCGCAAAUGGAAAGUGGGCCUGGCCACCGUCGCCGGCGCUGCCCUUAUUGGCGUCACCGGCGGCCUAGCAGCUCCAUUCCUCGCAGCAGGCGUGGGCACCGUCCUCGGCGGCGUCGGCCUGGGUGCCACAGCGGUCGGUGGUCUCCUGGGCGGGUUGGCGGGGAGCAGUGUGCUGGUGGGUGGGCUGUUCGGCGCGUACGGCGGGCGCAUGACGGGCAAGAUGAUGGACAAGUACACGGCCGAAGUCUCCGACUUCCGCUUCAUCGCCGUGCGCGGUGGCGACGACGGCGGCGUGUACGAACGGCAGCGCAAGGCGCAGGGGCUGUCGCGCCGCGAUAGCAGGAGACCGGAGGAUAUCCUCGGCAGCUGGAAGCCGCCAGGCCGCUCCAACACCUCGUCUUCCUCCGCCAUUGACCCAGCUUCCGAGCACCACCGCCUGCGCGUCGCUAUCACCAUCAGCGGUUGGUUGACCGACUCGACCGAGGUCUUUACGCCGUGGUUCGUAAUGGGGCCGCAGCUCGAGACGUUCGCCCUGCGGUGGGAGGUCGAGGCGCUGCUGAAGCUGGGCACGUCGCUUUCGGCGGUGCUGAAGAGUGCGGCCUGGAGCUACGCCAAGUAUGAGAUCGUCAAACGUACGGUGCUGGGCAGCCUGGCGGCAGGGCUGUGGCCAUUGAUGCUCCUACGCGUGGGUCGUAUAGUCGACAACCCCUUCUCCAUCGCCAAGAAGCGCAGCGAGAAGGCUGGCGCUGUGCUCGCCGACGCUCUGAUCAACAAGGCCCAGGGCGAGCGUCCCGUUACGCUCAUCGGGUACUCGCUUGGCGCGAGGGUCAUCUACUCGUGUUUACUGCAGUUGGCUGAGCGCCGCGCGUUCGGCCUGAUUGAGAACGUGGUCAUGAUGGGCGCACCUACCCCGAGCGACGCCGCCGCGUGGCGAAAGAUGCGGACGGUGGUGGCGGGCCGCUUGGUUAAUGUGUAUAGCUCUAACGACCAUAUCCUCGGUUUCCUAUACAGGACAAGCAGUAUCCAAUUGGGCGUCGCGGGACUCCAAAAAAUUGAAGGUGUUGAAGGCGUAGAGAAUUUUGACGCGAGCGCUAUGGUCGACGGCCACACUAGGUACAGAUGGCUGACUGGUACCAUCCUGAAGAAGAUUGGGAUGGAGGAGUUGGACGAUGAGGAGGUGCGGAAAGAGGAAGAGGAACUUCGUAUUGAGGAGGCAAAGGAGCGCAAGGCAGAGCAGGAGAACGAGAAAAUGGUUGAGCAAAAAAUUGAGAAGGCUGGCGACAGCCAGGAGGAGAGACGUAUCAUCAUGCAAGACGUCGCCGAAGAAGAAGCCAAACUGCUGGAAAUGCGGACUGGUGUCAGAGCUGACGAGCCGACCACCGUAAACCAGAGGGGAGCGGAGGCUGGCAAGGCGCCACCGUUUGAGAAGCUAAGCCUACAGGAAGAGCCCAGUCCACAACUUCCUCUCCGUCCAUCGCAGAACCGAAGCAUUCCCCGGAAGCCCGUUGGCCAGCCCGCAAACGCUCCGGAGAGCGAGAUGCCACCAGAGAAACCCCCGCGACCUUCUCAACCCAGGGCUGGACCGUCCGAAAAAGAGGAUGCGCCGCCGCCGCAGCCUCCUCGCCGCACCACGGCUGUUACCGACUUUGCACCGGCGCCUGCUAUCCCUGUGGCAUCUGAAACCAACAAAGAUAUUCUGGUUGAUGAUUAUGACGACGACAAUCUCUCUAUAGGAGAAGACGACGUUGAGAGCGUCGGUGAAGUCGGCGAGAUGACCAUGUUAGAGGCAGAGCCCAUAUCUGACUCGGAGCCUGAGACUGAGUCGCGGCCGGGACGAAAAUAA